ACGGCCGUGACUAACAAUUUUCAUGCUUUAUAUCCAUUAUCCAUCCCCUUCCUUCCUCAACUUCACCUUUUCAAAACUACCGAUUUCAUUCAAUGGCUUCUACUCCGACUAUCAGGUAUGACGUGUUUCUAAGUUUCCCAGGUGAAGAUACUCGUCAUGCCUAUACGGACCAUCUCUAUCAUGCAUUAAUCGGAGCAGGACUUCGCACUUUCAGAGACAAUGAUGAAAUCGACAGAGGUCAACAACUCAAGCCGGAAAUUGAGACCGCAAUAACCGAAUCCAGGGCUUCUAUAGUUGUAUUGUCUCAAAACUAUGCGAAUUCCAUAUGGUGCCUUGAUGAACUUUGCUUGAUCCUGGACCAAAAGAGGAAGCUCAAUCAUUUCGUUUUACCUGUUUUUUAUCACGUCAAUCCAUCAGAUUUCAGGAAACAAAGUCGAAAUUUAGCCAUUGAAGGGUCAAUAUGGAUAGCACUAAUAAGAGUUGCUAAUUUGACAGGCUUUUUAAAUUGUUUGGCGUGUUUGGGCAUAGAUGGGUCAAAAUGGACAGAGGUUAACGUGAGGCGGUGGAAGAAAGCACUUGCAGAGGUUGCUAAUUUGACUGGGAUGAUACUUACAGGGUCCGAGACAAACUUUAUUGCAGAAGUGGUUAAGACAGUUCAAGGUAAACUUGAUUUGAAACAACUGAGUACUCCGGCCCAUUUAACUGGAAUGGAGGCUCGGGUUGGAGUGAUCAAUUCAUGGUUAAGAGAUGAGCAAUGCAAUGCUAUAGCCAUUUGUGGCAUGGGAGGGAGUGGCAAGACAACACUUGCCCAAUACUUUUAUAACUUAAACAAGCAAGAUUUUCAGAGCACCAGUUUUGUUCAAGAGAUAGGAAACCAACCUGAUAGGUUGCUUCGGCUACAGAAACAACUUCUCAAAGAUCUUUUGGGUGGAAAGAAAAUAAGGAUAUCUAGUGUUUCUGAGGGUACACAUAAGAUUAUGGAUAUCUUACAAAUGAAAAGGGUCCUUGUUGUUCUUGAUGACAUUGAUAGUCAUGAACAGUUAAACGCUUUAUUUGGAACAAAGACGUUCCCUACACAAAGCAAGAUCAUCAUAACAACAAGGCUUCUAGAUAUACAUGCUUGGUUUAGGUCCAUAUCUUGGAGGUGUUGGGUGCAUGAACUCAAUUUGUUGAAUGAUGUUGAAUCAUUAGAGCUUUUAAGUUGGCAUGCAUUUGGAUCCAGAAUUCCUAUGGAAGGUUUUGAGGAUCUUGCUUCACAACUAGCACAAUACUGUGGAGGAAAUCCGUUGGCUCUUAAAGUAUUAGGUUCUUCCUUAUUUGUUAGCGAUGAUGACUCGUGGACAAGAAAUAAUAUGAGAGAAGUUUGGGAAAGUAGAAUGAAUUCACUGAAGUCAAUGAAAGGAGACCUUGACUGUAACAUUCAAGGUGUACUACAAAAGAGUUUUGACUGCUUGCCACUUAGCAGUCAUAGAGAGUUGUUUCUUCAUGUUGCUUGUUUCUUUGUCGAUGAAGACAAAAAUGUCAUGGAAAUGAUACUGGAGGAUGAAUUGUACGCAAAAUCUGGGAUUUUGACCCUCACUCACAGAUGCCUUCUUACUAUUUCAGCUGAUGACAAACUGAUGAUGCAUCAACUCCUUCAAGAAAUGGGAAAAAGGAUAGUUUGUGAAGAGUCCAAAGAUCCUGCAAAACGUAGUAGAGUCUGGCGUGAUGCUGAAUCUUAUCAUGUGUUGAGAAAAGGAAAUGGUUCAGAUAUAAUUCAAGCGCUAGCACUCGACAUGCGAAAUGUUGAGCAAAUGACGGGACCAGAGACAUUAGCCCUUAAAACAAGUUCACUUGAAAAUAUGGACAAACUAAAAUUGCUCUUCCUCAAAUAUGUUAACCUCUUUGGAUCCUACGAUAAAUUUCCAGAGCUAACAUGGUUGGGCUGGCAUGGAUGCCCUUUGCAAACAAUUCCCCCUGGGUUAUUGAAGAGCAGCUUGGUAGCUAUAGAUAUGAGUUAUGGACACAUGGAAACUUUUGAAGCACCAACGGUUCUCAAAUCACUCAAGUACCUAAGUCUUAAAGGUUGUGACAAACUUGUCAGAAUCUGCAAUCUCUGCCUACUCCCUAAACUUGAGCUUUUGAACCUCACAAACUGUAGCAGUCUUACUCAUAUUAGUAAGUCCAUAGGAGACCUUGAGAGUCUUGUUACAUUGGAUUUGAAAGGAUGCAUUAAAAUGUGGAAGUGUGUACAUCGACUAGAAACGAUGAUUAUCCCAGAAGAGAGAUGGUUUUCCUUACCCAAGUCAUUAAUGUGGUUGUUUCUCACAAACUGCGACCUGGAGUUUAACAGUGAUAUUCGUGUGCCGUUCCAUGCCCAUUCAUCCCUUAGAAUGAGUUUAGCAUAUAAUCCGUUUGAGUACCUGCCCAAUAACAUUGACCUUAAAAUGCUUCGCUCACUCAACUUGUAUUCUUGUCAAAACCUGAAGUCUCUCCCAAGUAUCCCAAGUACGCUAAAGGAGUUGUAUAUAGAUUGGUGCACAUCACUGGAGAGACUAACAUUCCAAUCAGGUCGUUUUAGUCUACGGGAGUUUGCUUAUGAAUGUUGUUUCAAACUAUCUGAAGUCCAAGGUCUUUUUAAAUUACUGCCCGUAGUGAAAAUGGAAGCAGCAGAUCUGGGUGACAUGCAAUGGGUCAAAGCAUAUGAAGAUCAUAAGGUGGAUCUGGUCGGUGAUGAGAUUACUAAAGGCAGAAUCUGGAAUACUCAGAUGUUGUAUGAAUAUGGUAUAAUGAGCACCUAUCUGCAAGGCGUAAAGGAUAAAAUAAUGGCAACAUACAAGUAUACGUCAUUGUCCGAUUUCUUAUGCUUUCUUGUGCCUUCUCAUCCCCAGAAAAACAGGAUCCAAGGAUUAAGUGUUAGUUGUUUAUACAGAUCUUUAGGUGUGUAUAAAGUCCCGUUUUUGUUUGCCAAAAUCAGCAAUAGAACCAAGGGCCUUACUUGGGUGUACAACCCUAUGGUGUAUUGCAAAUCCAAAGUUGAUGAAGAUGUUGUGUGGUUAAGCUACUGGCCAAUUGGGAACAUAUUAGAUGCUGGUGAUGAAGUCAAUGUGGUAAUUUAUGUGGAGAAAGGAACGAUGAUGGUAUGUGAGUGUGGUGCCAACCUUGUGUAUAUGGAUGAUGGUGAAGUACAGGAAGAAGAAAACUGCGAGAAUAGCACUAGGAAAGGGGAAGAAGUUAUUGGAGGAGACCUGUCUGAAUUCGAGGUGACCACAGGAGGCUACUAUCUUUGCCGCCGUGAUUUAUUUGGUUUAGAGACGUCUUCUUGGUUAAAAUGGUUGUUCGGUGAUAACGUUGUGCAUUAUACAAAUUCACAAGGAUGGAGAAAAGCUCUUCAGUCUGCGCAAUCUCGGGAGCUGAGAUAUUAUGUAAACACCUUUCUGAAAGUAAUUGAGCUGAGAGUUGGCUUUAAUAGUGAAAAUGCAAUGGAUAAGAUAGAGAAGGCAGUAUAUAGUCUUGUGGGAGUUGAAUCUGUUUCUGCUCAUACAGAAAUGGGGAAACUAAUUGUCACCGGAUAUGUUGAUCCUAUAGCUGUGGUGACCUGUGUGAGGGAAUUUGACAACAUGGUGGAGAUCGUAUCUUUUAAAUCUAUCUUUAGUUAAAAGGUAUGUUUUAAAUUCAAACAUGUGUAAAGCUCACUACUUAUCUGCAUCAAGUAACAGAGAUACUUUGAUUCCACAUGUUUGAAUUCAAACUCAGUAUGUUUCAAGUACAGGUCAAAGCUUUGACUUUGAUUGUUGACUUGUAGUGAUAUUGAAAUCAGUCGACCCAAGCCCGUGACCAUCCUACAUCAUCAUCAUCAUCAUACUCACUAAAUCUCACCAAUAGCAAAACUAAGGUAGAGUCCGAGGAGGAUAGGAUGUAGACGGCCUUACCUCUACCCCAUAGAAAUAGAGAGACUGCUUACAGUGAGACCCCCCGCUUGAUUGUAAUUUUGUAUCAAGCCUUGGACAUAAGGCACAUAACACCCAAUAAAUGAGACAAAUGCAUUUACUCCCUUGUCUUCCGGAUAUCAACGCCACCACAUGAUGCGUGAUUAACCAUCCCCUCUUUUAACGUUAUUUUCACGAAAUUAGUAAAAUAACGUUAAAAAUGUGCACUUUCACUUUUGCCCCUCCCCCCAAGCGCCCGCACAUAUAUACAUUAUAUGUGCAUAUCGCAAGCGUGGUGAUCAAACGAACAGGUCAGACCCACUAAUUGCUUGUUCCACGUGAGCUGGUUGCAUCAAACCGUAUUUUUUGUGAAACUAAUUUGAAUUUAAGCUACAUUUCUACUAGUUAUCCAAGUUUUCUUGCAUCGGUUUCGUGAUACGGCUAACGAUCAAAUCAGUUCUUGUGGUUGCACAUGUUAGCUCAAGUUAAAUCUUCCACACUUCAUGGUAAAACGUGUUGUUGUUGAUAUGAGGUUAUUAGGAGUGUCGAAAUGAAGCUUCAAAUACAUACAUAAAUUCUUGAUUACACGUUUAAAAGAUUUAUAGUCGAUGAGAACAACCUUACUUCCGUAUUCCAGUUGGAAAGAGCAGAUGAGAACGGUUUUUCCUUUGUGUGUUUAUUUGUUUAAUGUUGUUUUUAACAUUGCGUCUACGUUUGCUUUUACGUUACGUAUAAAAUCAACUCGCCCCCACCGUGGAGCACGGGUCUAAACCCCUAAUUAAAACUAAAUGCAGGGGUUGUUAAAAGUACAUAGGAUUUGAACCCACUCAUUUAUAUGUUUGCUCGUUAGGUUUGAGUUUGAAUACCAACGUAAGCAUAAACAAUGAUUAGUUAACCAUCAUUUAUGGGUCAAUUCCUAUUAAAUUCGAUUAAUUGUCCAAUGUAGUUUUUUUAAGUAAAAAAAAA
Molecule: messenger RNA, 4874 nt
Organism: Helianthus annuus (common sunflower)
Lineage: Eukaryota; Viridiplantae; Streptophyta; Magnoliopsida; Asterales; Asteraceae
Product: disease resistance protein RPV1
Exons: 8
Coding region: 93-3638 (1181 amino acids)
Biological process (GO): defense response; signal transduction
Molecular function (GO): ADP binding; metal ion binding
Source: RefSeq, a predicted model, not a curated record